AGGGUUUGUAUACAUGAACCAGUACGGCGCGACUUCGAUAACCGAUCAUUUCUCAUUUCAUCCUCCGUCGACCCUUAGAAUUGCACGAGAAAACCCUAGUUUUCUACGAUGGUGAACUGGAGGAUUAGGCAAGAAUGGGAGGAAUACGAUCUCCAAAGCUCAUACGCUGACAAUCCAUGUAUGUUCUCGAUACGAUUGAACUAUGGUGGAGUUUUUACGAAGUUUCCAGGCCGCAAAUACAUAAAGGGGAAGAUGAAAUAUAUUGAUGGCAUUGAUAGUGACUUGUUCUCGGUGCAUGAUAUGGACGAGAUAAUGGAAUUGCUUGAUUGUGUGGAACCAGGUAAAAGUAUUUAUUAUCAUUUCAAACGACCAACCUGGGAUUUAGAUUUUGGGUUGUAUGCUUUGGGUUGUGACGAAGAUAUAAACCACUUUAGGUCAUACGUGUAUGAACACAAGGUGAUAGAAGUGUAUACAGAGUUUUGGGAAACCAAGCUGCAUACGUAUCAAAUGUCCCCAAACCCUGCAAAGAUAAAGAUACACGAAAUUCCUGAGUCCCUUUGUCGUAAAAGCUUGUUAUUGACAUGGUCAAAUUCAGGGGAUUGUCCUAGUGAAGAAGCCCCUGUUUUUGAGAAUGUAGAAACUAUGGACGAACCCCCUAGUACAUUACUUGAAACAACCUUGGAACAACCCCUUGUUACAUUGAGUGAAACAGUUGAGUCAACCCCUGCCUAUAUACCAAGAAUUGAAAGCCCUUUGACUGAACCAAUGAUAGGAAGCACAUGUCCUAAUGUUGAUGGUUGGGAUGAUACAUUUGAAUGGUGUGAACCUUUUGGUGGGACUCCUAUGGAACAAGAUGAACCAAAUAGUGAAAAAGCAGGUGAAGACAGUCAAGCUAGUAAAGACAGUCAUGAUAGUGAUGACACUGAAGAUAGUGAAUACAGUCAAGAUAGUGAUUACAUAGUUGAUGAAGAUAAUUUGUUAGAUGAUCCAGAGGUUGAUAUGAAGAACUUUCACCUCAACAUUGACAAAGAGGUGGAGUGGGUUGGAAGUUUUCCUGAUGAUCGAGAUGAAGCAGUAGAAGGUGAUGAAGAAUUAGAGGUUAUAAACACUGAAGAAUUUGUAUCUGCAUCUUCAUCAGAUGAGGGUGAAGCUAGUAAAAAAAGGAAGAAGAUAAGAGAUUUACGAAGAGCACAUAAGAAUGAAGCAGCUGCUGUCAAAGAUCCAUUUUACAUCCACCAGACUUUUAGCACAGCCAAGGAAGUUAAACAACAAAUUUAUCUUCAUUCCAUACAGAGUAAAAGGGAGUUAGACUUCGUCAAGAAUGACAAAAAUAGGAUUAGAGUGGUUUGCAAAGGGACAAUACCAAACCUUGGGAUAUUAGAAACAGGUGGGACCAGCAAAAGUAAUGACAAAGUGGGACCAAGUCAAAAGAAAAAGAAAGUGAAAGAUGGUUCUAUUCAUAAAUGCCCAUGGGUCCUACUAAUUGUUGACACAGUGGAGGCAAACCCAGAAAUACCACUUAGAGCAUUACGUGAGAUGCUUGAGAAGAAAUACCAACUUGGAUUGUCAGACAUGAAAGUUCAUAGGGCGAAAACGAAAGCCCUGGAAUCAAUUAGGGGAGAUUUUGCUGCUCAGUACUCAUGUCUAAGAGACUACUUACAGGAGGUGCAGAGUAGAAAUCCAAACACCACAGUCAAACUUCAAGUGCAAAGUGAACCAUGUUAUGCAUCUGAGACCAGGGUAUUUGAACGAGUAUACAUUUGUCUUGGUCCACUGAAAAGUGGAUUUGCAGCAGGGAAAAGAGAUUUACUAGGGCUUGAUGGUGCAUUCAUGAAGGGUCCAUACCAUGGUAUGAUCCUGACAGCAGUGGGUUUAGAUGGGAACAAUUGCACAUACCCUUUGGCAUAUGCAGUUGUUGAAGCAGAGAACUUUAAUUCAUGGACCUGGUUUUUAACUAACUUAGGAGAUGAUCUUGGUUUGUAUGCAAACUCCAACUUCACUUUCAUAUCAGAUAGACAGAAGGGGUUAUUGCCUGCACUUGAGAAACUUUUCCCAGCAGCAGAGCAUAGAUAUUGCCUAAGGCAUCUUCAUGAGAACAUGAAACGUAAAUGGAGGGGCAAGGAAUUCAAGGAUUGUCUUUGGAAAUGUGCAACAUGUACCACCAUACCACAAUUCAACAGUGCCAUGGAAGAACUAAAGAAACUUAACAGUGAAGCAUAUGACUGGCUUAAUUCUAUUCCACCUAAGCACUGGUCCAGAUCCCACUUCUCAGGGAGGGCACAUUGUGAUGCUUUGUUGAAUAAUAUGUGUGAGAGUUUGAAUAGCAAGAUAGUGAAGGGUCGUGAUAAGCCAAUUAUCAGUUGCUUGGAGUUUAUUAGGGAGUAUAUCAUGAGGAAAAUUGUCAUGGUUCAAAAAGAAAUUGAUAAAGCUAAUGGCCCAUUAACUCCUACAGCCACUAAGACCCUUGAAAAAAUUAAAGAAAGGGCAGUACAGUGUAGGGCAGUGUUCUGUGGCAAUGGGAAGUACCAGGUUACAAGUGAAGGUACUAAUCAGUAUGUGGUUAAUAUGGACCAACAAACUUGUUCAUGUAAUAGGUGGGAACUGACAGGCAUACCCUGCAAACAUAGUAUAGCAGCUAUAUGGGAUAUGAGGCUCAACAAUGAAAAUGUUGGAAUACCUGAGACAUGGGUACACCCAACUUAUUGGCUCAAGACUUGGAAAGAAAUGUAUGUCUUCAAAGUUGAACCUAUUAAUGGGAGGUUAUUGUGGGAAAAAAGCACAUGUCCUACCAAGUUGAUACCACCAAAGUAUCGUGUCCCUAUUGGCAGACCAAAAAAAAAGAGAAGAAGAUCUGCAACAGAAGAUGAUGGAGUGUCCACAAAAUGGAAAUCUGUAACAUGCACAAAAUGUGGAAAUGUGGGCCAUAAUGGAAGGACCUGCAAGGGACAAUCACAGACUGGGAAUGGAACAGGAGAAGGUGCAGCAGGGAAUACAACAGGAGAAGGUGCAGCAGGUAGCAGUGGUGGUGUACAAAAUGGAGUUGGGAACAAAGGAAAAAGCCCCAUGCUUUGAGAAUUUGUAGUUUGGUAUCAUGAUUACUUUGUUGUUAUGUUUUGUAUUUUGAUACUUUGUUGCUGUCUAGGAUAACUAUUUGUAUGCCA
Molecule: messenger RNA, 3161 nt
Organism: Lactuca saligna
Lineage: Eukaryota; Viridiplantae; Streptophyta; Magnoliopsida; Asterales; Asteraceae
Source: the annotation of a GenBank genome assembly